GUACGAUGGAGCGCCGACGGCGACAGCUUUGUGGUCUUGGAGGUACGGAUGUGGUGCCAAAACUUGGAAACCGUUGGGGAUGCUUCGAUAUUGAUUCCUGGGACGCUUUUGCAGAACGAGAAGUUCACCAAGACGAUCCUCCCCAAACACUUCAAGCACAGCAACUUUGCGAGUUUUGUCCGUCAAUUAAACAAGUACGACUUCCACAAAGUCAGACACAACGAGGAGAGUGGCGAGUCGCCAUACGGACGAGAUGCGUGGGAGUUUCGGCACCCCGAGUUCAGGGCCGACAGAAAAGACAACCUGGACAACAUCCGGAGGAAGGCCCCCGCCCCACGAAAGGCGCCGCCGGCCGAGGAUGCUUUUCCGGCCUCGCAGCAGGUCAUCGUCCUGAGCGAGUCACUCACAGCGACUCAACACCAAAUCCAGGCGCUACAGGAACAGUACUUUGAACUCGAAAAAACUAAUAAGCUGCUCGUUAGUGAGGUGGUGAGUUUGCAGAAGAUGGUCAAGGCGCAGAGCCAGGCGGCCAACGAGGUCAUCACACAUCUGAACAACGUCGAAGACCGCCGGCGCAACAGCCGUCACUCGGCUCAGUCCGGCCCCUCGGGUCAGACAGGUCAAACCUUCCACGCUGGGUCGACAGGCUUCUUGCCGGACGGGGCGGACGAGCCCGCGCCAGAGCUGCGGCGAGCUAGGGAGAUUCUCAACGGCGUGUCUCCGGAUGUCCAGGCAGACAGGGAACUCGAGAGGCUGUCAAUGGCCUACAACCAAAACGGAUCCCCCGCCGAUUCAGCGGGCUCCUCGUCCGUCAUGUUUGCGCAUCCCGGCCCAGGGGGGAUGCCGCUUGUCCAUGACCCCCUCAACGACCCUCGGCACAUGGUGUACCCGGUGGGACAGACGACGGGCAUAGACCCCUUCCACGCUGACCACAUCCACAAUAUCCCUUACAGCCGACCAUUGAGUAACCCCGCUAUCCAGGCGGAAGCCUCAGCGCAGGUCACGCCUCCGCUCAAGGAACAGUUGGGGUCCAUUUGGCGCGGCAAGAAACCCCAUAUCCUGCUCGUCGAAGACGACAAGACGUGUGCGAGGAUAGGGUCGAAGUUUCUCACCAUCAACGACUGCGUUGUCGACAUUGCUCGUGAUGGCCUAGAAGCAGUCGAAAAGGUCAACCGCGACGCCGAGCGUUUCGAUCUUAUCUUCAUGGACAUCAUCAUGCCCCACCUGGACGGUGUAUCGGCCACAGCCAUGAUCCGCAUGGUCGCGCCGCAGGUGCCGAUCGUCGCCAUGACUUCGAACAUCCGGCAAGAAGACAUCCAGACCUACUUCCAAUUCGGGAUGAACGACGUGCUAGCGAAACCCUUCACCCGCGACGGCAUGGUCCGCAUCCUCCGCAAGCACCUCACCCGCAUGCUCAAAGACCCGCAAUCAGCCGCAGGCCUCGUCGGCGCCGACGACCCCAUGUCGCAAAACCUAGCCGUAGCCGGCCACGGCCCGGGUCCCCCGACAGCCGCCUCCACCUCCGCCCAGGGCUACGCGCCCGCCAACAUGGCCGCCGCAAUGGCGGGCUCCAUGGCAGCCGCCGCCGCCGCAGGGCCCCAGGUCAAAUUCGAGCACACCCCGAUCCAGUCCCCCUCCACCGUCUCGUCGUGGCACUCCCCCGGUCAGCAGAUGCACCAUCCGCAUUCGACGUCGCCGACCAGCGUCGAUGGCGGCAACGCCGUUGCCGCAGCGGGAGGAUACAUGAGCGCUGUCGGGAGUGCGGUUGGGCCCGGUGGAAUGGUGUUGACGCCGGGCGGGUCCCAGCAGCAGCAACAGCCGCAGCAGCAGCAGAGACCGCCGCCCCCGCCGCCGCAGCAUCCGCAUCCGCAUCAUGCCCACCACCAGCAGCAACAACAGCAUCAUGCCCAGCAACAUCAUCACCCGCAGCAGGCAGCGGGCGGGUAUGGUGGGUAUAUGCCCGGGUCGCACCAGCAGGUCGCGGGGGCGCAUCAUAUGGGCGGGCUGCAUGCUGUUGGUGGUGGGGGAGCGGCCGGAGGGGAUGAUCGGCCGGAGAAGAGGCAACGCUUGUCGUAUGGGCCUGGGCCGCAGGGGUAUGUGCAAUAGGUCGGGUUUGGCUGGGGAGUUGAAUUUCGGGCGGUUUUCGUUCGGAAGAGAGGUUGGGGGCGGGUCGUCGUCGUCGUCGCGUGUGCUGAGAGCUCCCGGGGGGUUCGUCUCUUCGGGGAUGGUGGGUGGCGUAGAUGGGCGAGUUUGUAGUUGGGUGGGCUGGAGUUGAAGAUUCGAAAUUCGGGCCCAAAAGCUGGACUGGGAGUGAAAUUCUGAGAAACUUAAACGCCAAGGGUGGAUGGAUGGUUGGUUAAAUGGUUAAGCUGAUAUAGCUGAUAGCAGAAACACACACACAGAGACGCAUGGAUUUGGUUUGUAUCGUGGCAUUGGGUUUUGCGUCGUCGGGACGGGACGGGUUUAUUAUCUGUCCGGCUUUCUGAACUGGAUUGGACUGGCUGUGUAGAUAUGGUAGGUAGGUAGGUAGCUUCGGUUAUUGGCAAGUAUGGACUGGCUUGGGGAGAACCCGCCGGGAGGUUCAGCAGUUGUACGACUGUGG
This is a messenger RNA of Parathielavia appendiculata, 2602 nucleotides long. RefSeq names its product response regulator. Gene Ontology annotation, biological process: regulation of DNA-templated transcription; phosphorelay signal transduction system. Lineage: Eukaryota; Fungi; Ascomycota; Sordariomycetes; Sordariales; Chaetomiaceae. The record is from RefSeq and is a predicted model, not a curated record. Gene Ontology annotation, molecular function: sequence-specific DNA binding; phosphorelay response regulator activity; DNA-binding transcription factor activity. The transcript has 4 exons. The coding region runs from base 49 to 2106 and encodes 685 amino acids.